Molecule: messenger RNA, 1896 nt
Organism: Gastrolobium bilobum
Lineage: Eukaryota; Viridiplantae; Streptophyta; Magnoliopsida; Fabales; Fabaceae
Product: tocopherol cyclase, chloroplastic
Exons: 10
Coding region: 90-1616 (508 amino acids)
Molecular function (GO): tocopherol cyclase activity
Source: RefSeq, a predicted model, not a curated record
CAGUUCGUAGGCAUGUCAUGUAGUUUGAACCUAAAGUCGCAAAUAAUCUUAACGUCUUCUACAUUGACAGUGCCAGAGGAGAAUCAUCCAUGGAGAUUCCUCUUCCUUUGUCUACACACUUCCCCUUCUCUACCUUAAAACCCAACUCCAAUCUCAGUCUCAGUCUCAGACUCAGAGUCCCCCUUCUUCUUCAUCAUCGUCAUGCUUCUCUUAAACUUGGUUUUCCAUCAUCAACAACUUGGCGCCACGUAGUCGUAGCUCAAAAUUCCGUGUCCGGUGGCGACCCCACAACCAUUGAAACACAAGAUAAGGAACAAGCUGUCCCUGUGCCUUCUAUCAAACCUACUUACUUCCCCACACCUCCAAAUCGAGAACUUCGAACCCCUCAUAGCGGGUACCAUUUUGAUGGGACUAGCCGGAAAUUCUUUGAGGGUUGGUACUUCAAAGUGUCCAUUCCGGAACGGAGACAGAGCUUUUGCUUUAUGUAUUCGGUUGAAAAUCCUGCAUUUACUAAGCAAUUGACGCCAUUGGAAUUGACCCAAUAUGGACCCAGGUUUAUUGGUGUUGGGGCACAAAUUCUUGGUGCAGAUGACAAGUACAUUUGCCAAUACUCUCAGCAAUCACAACACUUCUGGGGAAGCAGGCAUGAACUAGUGUUGGGGAACACUUUCGUGGCCAAACAAAAUUCGAGACCUCCAAACAAGGAGGUUCCGCCUCAGGAAUUUAAUAAUAGGGUGUUGGAAGGUUUUCAAGUAACUCCCCUUUGGCAUCAAGGUUUCAUUUGUGAUGAUGGAAGGUCAAAUUAUGUAGAAACAGUAAAGACUGCUCGUUGGGAGUAUAGUACACGCCCUGUAUAUGGUUGGGGUGAUGUUGGGUCUACACAGAAGUCUACUGCUGGCUGGCUUGCAGCUUUUCCUGUUUUUGAACCACAUUGGCAAAUAUGUAUGGCGGGUGGACUGUCAACAGGUUGGAUAGAGUGGGAUGACGAGAGGAUUGAGUUUGAUAAUGCCCCAUCUUAUUCUGAAAAAAACUGGGGUGGAGCAUUCCCAAGAAAAUGGUUUUGGGUUCAGUGUAAUGUUUUUGAAGGUGCUAGUGGAGAAAUUGCACUAACAGCAGCUGGCGGAUUGAGGCAAAUUCCGGGAAUAACCGAGAAUUUUGAAAAUGCUGCACUGAUUGGAAUUCAUUAUGGUGGAAAAUUUUAUGAAUUUGUGCCGUGGAAUGGUUUUGUUAACUGGGAAGUUGCUCCUUGGGGUUAUUGGUUUAUGUCUGCAGACAAUGGCAGAUAUGUGGUUGAAUUAGAAGCAACAACAGAGGAUCCAGGUACUACAUUGCGUGCUCCAACAGCAGAAGCUGGUCUUUCCCAAGCUUGUAAAGAUUCAUGCUUUGGAAUUCUAAAAUUACAAAUGUGGGAACGAAGAUAUGAUGGCAGCAAGGGGAAGAUCAUAUUGGACGUUUCAAGCAAUAUGGCAGCUGUAGAAGUUGGAGGAGGUCCAUGGUUUAACACUUGGAAGGGCAAGACGUCAACUUCACCUGUCCUUAGCAGUGCCCUUGGAUUGCCUAUAGACAUAGAUGGCAUUUUUAAUAUGGUUCCUCUAUUGAAACCGCCUGGCUUGUAGUCAAUUGUUUAGAAUAUUUAUUUUUAGCUUUUAAUCUAAUCAUGCUGCAUGGUUUGAAGUUCUCAUAAACUUUCUCAUAGUGCAAGCAAGUGUUCAGAAUUUCACCACAAGGACAAAAUUUAGAAAGGGGUUCUUGAUUAGAAAAGUACAAUGUAUCCUGAGAUGUAGAAAGAUUGAAUGUAAAGAUUUGUCUGUUUACUGUAUUAGAAUGUUUAGAACCUUAUUCCUCUUGCUGGCUCAACUAACAGGAUGGAAUCAGUGUUGUUGAGGCGUUGGUUCG